AUUUCCCAUUCCACGGGUUUAAUUUGUUUUGUUGAUGUCAGGGAUGGAUUUAGAACAGUAGCAGAACACUAUUUUGAAAACGAUCAAGUUUGUGGAAUGAUUACGUUCUCACCUGACUGUCGAUCUCUCAUUUGUUGUCAUGGGACACUGGGAGAUCUCACUCUUGGUCUACAUUAUCGUUUGAAUGUCAAUAUAACGGAACACCCCAGCUGUACCUUAGAUGUUUUGAAUGGCUUGUCGUCUUGGGAAUUGGAAUCACCCGGUGUGGCUGGCUUUUUGUUAGGAGAUCCUGUUUUGCCCUGGGAUGGUGAGUUUGCUUUUGUGUUACAUGUAGAUGCGCUAACAGUAUUGAAAGAUCAUUGCUACCGUCGUGUCUUAGAGAUGCUGAAUAUCAAUGAACUACGCAAAACUGUGAGGAAAACAAGAACUGACGAAGUAAUUCAUCUUUUGCCCUCUCGGUUUCGCACAAUGAUGAGAAUGAUGAGGGUCGCACUGUCUUUGACUGGGGAAACCGUUUAUGUUCUCAGUGGUUGUGCGAGAAAUGCAAUGGUUACGGCUUGGGACGUUUCAAGUGAGGAACCCGUUGGCCAGGUCGAUUUUUUCGAGAAUUCAUGUUUUGAAGCUCGCUUGAAAGAAGGUGUCCUACUAUCAACAGCAAAUGGUUGUCUUGAGUUGUGGAAUUUUGAAUUGUCAAACUGCAUCCGACGCUGGCCUAACUUGGUUCAACCCAUGGAAUUCACACAGAUAGUCCCCAUAUCAGAAGAGCGGGUGGCGUUAAGAAGUGAGAAAAAAGUGAUCAUCCUGAAUACCACAACCUCAGAGAUCGUGUCGAUUCCAGUUGAUCGUAGAUAUUUUGUCACAUGUAACAGUAAAUGUCAGGUGUUAACCUACAGCUCCGAUUCACUUCAGUUGUUAGAUGGACAAAGUACUCUCUGGAAAACCGAUCUCCGUCUCCCAAGGAGAGGUUUACCCCCGAUUGAUUCCGUUGGAGUGUUUUCACUUUCUGAACAGUUUGUUGUCAUUUUGGCCAUAACAGAAGUGGUUGACGUAGGAGUGUACGUCCUUGAUGCAUUUUCAGGAAGAAUACUACACAUUUUAUGCAAACGCGUUAGGCGUCUGUUUGGUUGCCAAUUUGUCAGUGAAGAGGAAUGUGUUAUCCUCUCCGAGGGUGCCAUAGAAGGUUCUACCCUUCGACUAUUUAACAUUGAGUCUGGUGACCUGCUGAGCGUAAUCGACCUGCAAAGAAAACCGUCUCAUUUAGCAGUCUGUCCUCGUAAACGUCUCCUCGCCAUUGACCAAAGUGACUCUGAACUCGGAUUUGAACUUAUCCAAGUGCAUUUGCCCCGAGAUAAAGACAGCAGGAAUAACAAAAGGAUGCCUGCCAACACACCACAGGUCGAAAAGAGCCCAGGAAAUAGCAGACGGUAUGCUGUUAGUGUAGAUUUUUUAGCGGCAUUUUCACCCUUUUUUUUUAACCGCUCUUGGUAUCGGCUUCAUAUAUUUGUUUCGAGUUUUAAUUGGUUGACUAGAUUGCCUGUGUUCUUUGUGACCUGUGUGAGUGAUUUCUUUGGUUUUGGACACUCAAUUAAAAACCAGACUACCAUGUACGAAAAACAACCCUAA
Molecule: messenger RNA, 1623 nt
Organism: Orbicella faveolata
Lineage: Eukaryota; Metazoa; Cnidaria; Anthozoa; Scleractinia; Merulinidae
Molecular function (GO): protein binding
Source: RefSeq, a predicted model, not a curated record